AUUUCCUGCUUUUUUGAACCUUAUAAAACUGUAAAUUUUAUGGUUCGAGAGAGAUCUCUAAUUUGAAACCCCAACUUCACUCUCAGAGUCUCAGUGUUACUUACCACUUGUAUCUUGCGCUUUCGUUAAUAAAUCCCAAAUCAUUUUCUUUUUCUUUUUUUGCUUUUAUCGCUUGCAAUUUGUUGGAGCGUUAUUCUUUGCAGAUUAUUAUUUAGGUGGGCACUUUAUGGAUUCUAUACUCGGUAAUUUGCCAUCUUUUAACCCUCAGAACUUCAGUCAGAUAAAACCUUGUUCGGAUCCUUAUAUUUCUACUCAGCGAAUGACACCUUCUACUUACGUUCCUACUCACUGCACCCUUCCACCACCUGAUCAAGUGAUAAAGACUGAACUUGGAAAUAUCUUACCGAGGCACAUUUAUUGCAAUGUUCUGGAACAGGUAAAACCUAACGAAGUUGCAGCUGGUAGCGUUUUACCGGAGCAUGAAUUCAAGCAACUUCAGGUUUCCACAUGAAAGUGUUCUUUGACCAACUAUUUUAUGCAAUCAGCUACUUUUUCAAAUGAUAUACUCUUAUUUUAGGAAGAGUUUGGUGCUGGUGUAUAUAUAUAUAUAUAUUUGUGUGCCAUGCUUCUUCUGUUGCACAGUUGACAGCAGCUUGUUGCCACUAGUUAGGGAAA
Cicer arietinum (chickpea) is the source of this 675-nucleotide messenger RNA. RefSeq names its product DET1- and DDB1-associated protein 1. Gene Ontology annotation, biological process: positive regulation of proteasomal ubiquitin-dependent protein catabolic process. The record is from RefSeq and is a predicted model, not a curated record. Lineage: Eukaryota; Viridiplantae; Streptophyta; Magnoliopsida; Fabales; Fabaceae. Gene Ontology annotation, cellular component: Cul4-RING E3 ubiquitin ligase complex.